UUCUUAAUCAGGAGAUAAAAAAAAUGGCUCAAAUUGCAAAGAUGGAGGUCCAAACUGAGAUCAAGUCCUCAGCUGACAAGUUCUAUGACAUCUUCAGGAGCAAAAUGCACCUCAUGCCAAAGAUCUGCCCUCAAAACUUCAAGGACGGAAAGCUUGUUGAGGGUGACUGGAACAGUGUGGGCUCUGUCAGAUUAUGGUUUUAUGUUGCUGCAGGUAACACUGAGACUCUUAAGGAAACCACAGAAGCCAUCAACGAUAAAAGCAAGACAAUCACUUUCAAUAUUUUGGAAGGAGAUUUGAUGAAAUACUACAAGUCCUUCAAGCCCAUUCUGAAUGUUAUAGCAUUAGCUCAGGGAAGCUUGGUGAAAUGGACAUUGGAAUAUGAAAAGCAAAACGAGGGCAUCCCUGAUCCUAUCAGGUACGAGGACUUUCUGAGAAGUUGGAGCAAGAACGUAGAUGGUUACCUUCGCAACGCCUAAAUGGGCCAUACAACGUAUCAUAGUUGAUCGUAAAUAAAAGCCGAAGGGCUUUAAAAGUAGCCAGCGAGCUGCCCUUUUGAUUAAGUACGGAAAAUAAAUUCACUCAAUAUCUAUCACUCAGCUCAUCUCUAUCUCCUUAUUUCUUACCUAUAGAAAUAGUGAACCCAAUA
Theobroma umbraticum is the source of this 649-nucleotide messenger RNA. RefSeq names its product kirola-like. Gene Ontology annotation, biological process: defense response. The record is from RefSeq and is a predicted model, not a curated record. NCBI's taxonomy places the organism in Eukaryota, Viridiplantae, Streptophyta, Magnoliopsida, Malvales, Malvaceae.